GUCGAUCAAUCUCGAGCUUCACCUCAACAUUGGUCUGACCACCACAAUACCUGAUCAGCUCGAUACACUCACCAUGCCAGCAGCACUCAUUCUCAUCGCCGACGGCACUGAAGAGACUGAAUUCGUUGCAACGUAUGAUGUGCUCGUCCGUGCAGGAUUCAGUGUGAAGUCUGUUGGCGUUGGUCUAAAGAAUGAGUUUGCGACCUGCACGAGGAACAUCCGCAUAAUCCCCGAUGAACACGAUCUCGGAACCUUCAAAUACAACAGCGAGUCCCCUGAGUACGACGUCUUGAUUCUUCCCGGUGGCGGCCCGGGCGCUGCUACGUUUUGUGCCUCCGAACCGGUGCUUGAAGUAAUAUCGGCCUUCCGUGUGCAUAAGAAAUGGGUGGCGGCCAUAUGCGCCGGCACGACAGCACUAGUGGCAAACGUCAAGAAGUCUGACAGCGGAUCGGAGGAAAAGGGAACUGUGACCAGCCAUCCGAGCGUGGAGGCGGAGAUUAAGGCUGAGGGAUGGACGUACUCGCAGGAGAGAUGCGUUGUGGAUGACAGGUUCAAGUUGAUCACUUCAAGAGGACCUGGCACGGUGCUGCUGUUUGCCUUGACGAUUGUCGAGCAGCUGUGCGGGAGGGAGAAAAGGAAGGACGUUGAGGGACCAAUGCUCAUGCCUGCUAGCGAUAGCUUGGAUGGCACGGCUUGAUGAAACAGGGACUCCACGACUGAUCGGGGUAUUGAAAUUUUCCCAGCGUUCCAAUUUGGGCUAGGAAUCGAUGAGAUACAAACUUCCGUGGGCACUUCUUGCCGUCAAAAUAAUUAUCACAACAUGGG
Mytilinidion resinicola is the source of this 825-nucleotide messenger RNA. RefSeq names its product DJ-1. The transcript has 4 exons. Gene Ontology annotation, molecular function: protein deglycase activity. Gene Ontology annotation, biological process: protein deglycation, glyoxal removal; guanine deglycation, glyoxal removal. The record is from RefSeq and is a predicted model, not a curated record. Gene Ontology annotation, cellular component: nucleus; cytosol. NCBI's taxonomy places the organism in Eukaryota, Fungi, Ascomycota, Dothideomycetes, Mytilinidiales, Mytilinidiaceae. The coding region runs from base 74 to 697 and encodes 207 amino acids.